Messenger RNA from Exaiptasia diaphana, 1231 nucleotides. Its product is annotated as ras-related GTP-binding protein A. Lineage: Eukaryota; Metazoa; Cnidaria; Anthozoa; Actiniaria; Aiptasiidae. The transcript is spliced from 8 exons. Gene Ontology annotation, biological process: cellular response to starvation; positive regulation of TOR signaling; cellular response to amino acid stimulus. Gene Ontology annotation, cellular component: lysosome; Gtr1-Gtr2 GTPase complex; nucleus. The record is from RefSeq and is a predicted model, not a curated record. Gene Ontology annotation, molecular function: GTPase activity; GTP binding. Bases 93 to 1037 code for a protein of 314 amino acids.
CAUGACUUGAACUCUUCGCUCACGUGAGACCACYAUUUUUGCAUUUUUCUGCUUGUAUUGGACUUCGAUCGCACAACUCGAGCAUAUCGUCAAUGGAAAAGAGCGUCAAGAUGAAGAAGAAGGUUUUGCUUAUGGGCAAAAGCGGGUCUGGAAAGACUAGCAUGAGAUCUAUUAUAUUUGCUAACUAUAUAGCUCGUGAUACACGGAGAUUAGGGGCAACAAUUGAUGUUGARCAUUCCCAUGUACGAUUUCUUGGCAACCUUGUUCUUAAUCUAUGGGAUUGUGGAGGGCAAGAAGCAUUCAUGGAGAACUACUUUGCAAGUCAAAGAGACAACAUAUUCCGUAAUGUGGAAGUCUUGAUAUAUGUGUUUGAUGUAGAGAGUCGGGAGCUUGAAAAAGAUAUGCACUAUUAUCAGUCAUGCUUAGAAGCCAUUCUACAAAAUUCUCCUGAUGCAAAGAUAUUUUGCUUGAUUCACAAAAUGGAUUUAGUACAAGAAGAUCAAAGGGAUCUGAUCUUCAAAGAAAGAGAGGAAGACUUAAAACGUCUUUCCAAGCCUUUGGAUUGUACAUGCUUCAGGACGUCAAUCUGGGAUGAAACACUUUACAAAGCCUGGUCAUCCAUAGUUUAUCAGUUGAUUCCAAAUGUAACACAACUUGAACAGAGUCUUGAGAAUUUUGCUUCUAUCAUUGAUGCUGAUGAAGUGUUACUUUUUGAACGAGCUACGUUUUUGGUUAUCUCAUUCUGCCAGCGUAAACCUCACAGAGAUGUUCACAGAUUUGAAAAAAUUAGCAAUAUAAUAAAACAGUUCAAGCUGAGUUGCAGUAAAUUACAUGCUCACUUUCAAAGUAUGGAAGUCCGGAAUUCUGGCUUUGCUUCAUUUAUUGAUGUUUUUACACCRAAUACAUAUGUCAUGGUCAUUAUGUCUGACUGUUCAAUACCCUCUGCUGCUACACAAAUCAACAUUAAAAAUGCUCGUAAACACUUUGAAAAGCUGGAAAAAUCCCCCACUUCUGAAUCUUCAUUGAGAGGAAGAUGAAACCAAAGCAAAAAUGUUAUAAAGAAGAAAUGUUACUAUCAGAGUGACUAAAGAUGCAUCCAUCCAUCAGUUUAGUAGUGAAUUACAGGUUUUUCAAUGAAUUACGACAAGCACUAUUACGUUACCCAUUACAUAAAUAUACAAUAUUGUGAUAUCAAAUGCAUAAAAAAAUAGAAUAUAAUGCAAUUUUUUCA